GGUGAACUCUUUGAACAACAGUAGGAUUUAUUGAAUAGUUGAAAAUAUAAGAACAUUACAAAAUUAACACAAUGGAACCGUCAAGUGAUUCGAGUUGCUCAGCGUUCCACACAGCGGACACAGAUAGUGAGCAUCAAGCGCCAUCUCAUCUGGAUGUGGAGCUGGAAGAGGGGCCAAUGUGUAGUACGGAUUGCCAGCAGAAGAACAAAAAGCGAUUUACAGUCAAGAAAUGGAAUGCGGUGGCCAUGUGGGCCUGGGAUAUUGCCGUAGAUACUUGCGCCAUUUGCCGCAAUUCCAUCAUGGAUCUGUGCAUCGAAUGUCAGGCAGAUCCGAAUCAAAACUCCUUUGAGGAGUGCACCGUCGCUUGGGGCGUUUGCAACCACGCCUAUCAUUUCCAUUGCAUCUCGCGAUGGCUGAAAUCUCGUUCCGUCUGCCCGCUGGACAACCGCGAGUGGGAGUUCCAGAAGCUGGGACGAUAACUACAGCUCCUUACUAUAUGUAUGUGUCAGUGGUGUGUAUGGGUAGUGCAUGCUUGGUGGUUGGGUGGUGCUCAAGUAAUAAGAAAUCGUUGUGCUGACUCAACGUUCUGAACUUUA
Molecule: messenger RNA, 596 nt
Organism: Drosophila innubila
Lineage: Eukaryota; Metazoa; Arthropoda; Insecta; Diptera; Drosophilidae
Product: RING-box protein 1-like
Exons: 2
Coding region: 72-479 (135 amino acids)
Biological process (GO): ubiquitin-dependent protein catabolic process; protein ubiquitination
Cellular component (GO): cullin-RING ubiquitin ligase complex; nucleus
Molecular function (GO): ubiquitin protein ligase activity; zinc ion binding; cullin family protein binding
Source: RefSeq, a predicted model, not a curated record